This is a messenger RNA of Zasmidium cellare ATCC 36951, 1269 nucleotides long. RefSeq lists its product as uncharacterized. The record is from RefSeq and is a predicted model, not a curated record. The transcript is spliced from 2 exons. Gene Ontology annotation, biological process: maturation of SSU-rRNA. NCBI's taxonomy places the organism in Eukaryota, Fungi, Ascomycota, Dothideomycetes, Mycosphaerellales, Mycosphaerellaceae. The coding region runs from base 1 to 1269 and encodes 422 amino acids. Gene Ontology annotation, cellular component: cytoplasm.
AUGGCCGAUUACGAUUCCGACUCCUCAGGCGCAGAGGACAUUGCCACCAACGUUCUGCUGGGCUACGCAUCGAGAGAACCAACAAGCGACGACUUCAGCCAGCUUGGAGGACAUCCGACAUGGCUAGACGAUAAGACCGCUCCAUCGGGCAGCUUGGCCAAAUGCAGAGUAUGCAAUGGUCUCAUGAACUUACUACUGCAGAUCAAUGGAGAUUUGCCAGAAAGGUUUCCGGGACAUGAGAGGAGAUUAUACCUGUGGGCUUGUCGGAAGAAGACUUGUCGACGGAAGGAGGGCAGUGUGAGGGCCUUUCGGGCGACGAGGCAGACGGCGGUGCAACAAGUGAAGGAGAAGAGAGAAGAGAAGAGCCAGCCCAAAGCACCGGCACCACAACCCGCGAACAACUUGGGAGAGACGCUCUUUGGCGUGAAGCCUGGAACAAAUACCCAAGCCAACCCAAUCGCCUCAGGUUCUAGCAGCGGCGCUUCAGCAAAUCCCUUCGCCGCAAAUGGAACGGCAUCAAAUCCAUUCUCCUCCGCCUCCUCCCUCGCCGCAAAACCACCGCAACAGCCCGAAGUCGACGAAGCAGCUUCCCUCCCAGAGACCUUCGCGCAAAAAGCCCGCAUCACCGAUGCACCAUCCCCUGAAACGCAACCCUCUCCCAAAGAACCCUGGCCCUCCCCCUCGAACUUCCCUGACCCCUUACCCCACUACCACCUCGACGCUGACACUGAAUACAUCGAGGCCUCAGCCGACGACCAAACGCCCUCCAACGUCCAAAUCGACCGCGGUGAGGGCUCGAGCGGCGGCAGUGGCGCAGACGACAAAACGCUCUUCGAAAGCACCAUGGACAAAACCUUCCAGCGCUUCGCAGACCACCUGUCGCAGAACCCCGAGCAAGUUUUGCGCUAUGACUUUGAGGGCCAGCCGUUAUUGUACUCGAAGAGUGAUAAGGUGGGCAAGUUGUUCGCGGAGGCUGCGGGGCAGGAGGGGAAUGUGAAGGUCAAGACACAGGGUGGUGGAGCGAAGAUUCCACGAUGUAACAAUUGUGGUGCGGCGAGGGUGUUUGAAUUGCAGCUCACGCCGCAUGUGAUUACGGAGCUGGAAGCGGAUGAGAUGUCGAUCGAUGGGAUGGACUGGGGCACGAUUAUUCUGGGCGUGUGCAGUAAGGAUUGCCAGGAGAGCGGGAUAGACAGUGGAGAGGUGGGAUAUGUGGAAGAGUGGGUUGGUGUGCAAUGGGAGGAGUUAGCCGGCACCAGGCGGCCGGCCUGA